UAUUAGCAACACAAGUUUGUUUUCUGUUUGCUUUUGCUUUCUCUUGAACUUAAUUAUUUUUUAUUAUUUUCCCUAAUUUUUUCGACAAAAACUGCCAGCCAUAUGCUGCUUUUCUUUCAGUAAUGGCGAAUCAGGAAAUCAGUUUAAAAUGGAACGGGUAUCAAAACAACAUUUUGACGAAUGUUAAGGGCUUGUUUGACGAUGAGGGGUUGUCGGACGUAACAUUGGUUUCCGAAGGGUUUAGCUUCAAGGCUCACAAAGUUAUUUUGUCAGCGAACAGUUCAGUGUUCAAGACAAUUUUCCAGCAAAACCCCCACAAGGAUCCUAUAAUAGUGCUUCAUGACAUCAACACGGCGUCGCUGCGGACGUUGCUGACGUUUAUGUACAAUGGGGAGGUGAAUGUGACCGAGGAAUUUUUGCCCAUGUUGCUGAAGACGGCAGAGGCGUUGAGGAUUUGUGGUUUAUCGACCGGAACUGAUACCACCCGAGAUGAUGAGAAACCAGCUAGUACUACCACUACAACUGCACAGCCAGCUAAAAAACGCAAGAAAAGCGAAACUGAAGAUAACAACAACAAAACCAAGAAAACGGCUCCGACACCACCGAAACCUGAUACUGGCACUAAUCUUAGCACAAUAGACUCCUUCAAAAAUAAUAAUCUUACGUUACAGAAUAUAGUGCCAAAACUGGAGCCCAUUGAUUCGCCGCUAACCGAUUACUCGGGAGAAAACACAAACGACACAGACAUCGCCCUCCUAGAUGAAAACGAGAAAAAAUACUCAACAAGCCCUGAAAGUUUCUCAAACAAAUCCGUCUGCACUACCGCCUCAGGAGAUCGUACCGUCAAAAAGUGGAUUAACGAAGUCAGCAGCACGCAACCUUGUCUGAACAUUAACGAAAAAGGCAUAGACAAUAUUGAUGAUGAUAAGGAAUGCAUCGAAAUAGACAAGGAAGUGGAGACAGUGUUACAGAGUGGAACUAUCGUUGAAUCUCUAAGCAUUACGACGGAAAACUUGAAUUCUGUGUCCAGCGAGGCGCAGAAUUGCAAAGAUAAAAACACGUGCUAUGCCAACCCGUCGUUUCCCUGUCCGUUUUGCCCUCGCGUGUACAACAGCUGGGGGUAUAGGAGGCGACACGUCAAAUCUAGACAUAUGACGAACAGAUUGUCCUGCAAAUGGUGCGUCUCCAUACUCCCAUCCACCGGUGCCUGGUACUCCCACGCCACCAGAGCCCACGGCGUGCCCCACGAAGAGGCCCGGAACUCCCUAGUAGUCAUGGUGGAGGCCCACGCAGUUCUAACCUUGAACGAGCCCAGCGUCGCCCAGUUAUUGGGACAAGUGGGGAUGGGAGAUGGUAACGCAGUGGAAAAGACUGCUUAAGGUAGGUUUUUUGAAUGUUUAUGAGCGGGCCCCGGGGCUAUUAUAGGUCUACUUAUCUCAGGCUGUUAGUAAAGUUGCACGGUGAUUUUGUAGUAGAAGGUAGCUGGGAAUAAAACUAGCUAUAUUCUGAAACACACCCGACUUGUUAGUAGAAAAAGGCGCCAAAUUCAAAGUUUCUCUGGGAAGUCAACUCUUUGCGCCUCUACUGGUGGCAGUCACCCUCUGAAGAGAAGAGCAACCUUUUGCCUACUAAAGAGAUUUUUCGACCAUCUCCAUGCGUCGGAUGAUGGAAAUCAAGGGUUCCAUGGAUUCGUUUGGUUCCAGAUACAUACUUAACAUAAUUCAAAUUCAUCCAGCCAAGCCUUCUAGUCCAUAGCGGGCCAUAAUAAUUUAAUACCAACUGCCUCAGUUAAACAGUAGACCUAUAUACGCUUUUUUCUCAUGUGAAAUUAACUGUAACGUAUGUUUGGAAAUUUUUUAUCUUGUAUCGGAUUGCAAGUGGAUUUUAGAUUAAGAAACAUAUUUUUGAUAUGAUAUUAAAAUGGGAAUUAAAGGUCGUGUCUUGAGCUUAUAAUAAUAUUGAGAUAUUAUUAAAAAGCAAAUUAUAAAUUACGUAUACAUAAAUCUCUGAAAGAUUCUAUAGUCUAGUAGCGUGUAUGAACAGUGAGAAGAUUUCUGGUCUCUUAUAUUAAUGAAUAUAGUUUCGUAUUUUUAAAGAUUAGAAUACAAUGAUAAUUAUUCGGCCCAUAUUUUGUGUGUAGUAUUCGGGCAAUAACUAAUUGUAUGGUCAGUCUAUUUUUUCGAGUAAGGCCAGUAAAACGGUAAUAUGGUCAGUAAGAGCACCUGUUUCUUAUUUGCACUUCAGCAUAUUAUAACUAUAAUAAGUCAAAUCAAUGAAUUGUAUGCAUAACAACUUAUAGUCUGAAGUGACAGAAUGAUUAUAUUCGAACUGAAAUAAUAUUAUUUUAAUCAUUAAGGAAAAUGUCCUAGCACUGCUACUGCUAGUUAUCACCUUGUUUAAGUACAUAAAUGUUUACGUAAUAUUAAUAUGUCAUGUCCCAGGUUUACAUUAUAACUAAGAUUUUAGUAACUCACCUGCAUACUAGAGAUUAAUCUUAAUACAUACAUAGGCUACAUUGCAAAAGGCAGAAAACUAAAAUGUGAAAAUAAGGGUAGCAUGACAACAUUGGGACAUUUUGCUUUUAUUUGAAGUAACAAAGUAUCAAAUUUCGUGUUGCGACAUCGAUGUAACCAAUUUAUUUUAUUUUAUUUUAAUUAUUGAUUACAUUUGCAUUAUAUUUUUUAACAAUACGGUUGUUUUGUUGUAUAUUUAUUGUUUUGUAAUGAUCUCAAUAAUAGUGGUGAGACGCUCAAGAAUUAUGAUUUAGAAUUAAUAGGAUAGGACAUCACACUGGAUUAGUAUGAAACUUGUAUGGCUUCUCUAGGUCAUAAUUGAGAAGUAUAAAAGGAUUUCUCUAGUUUAAUUUAAGGAGAGCCAAAUCAAGAUAAUCUCAUUACUUAUAAUUAAAUGUAAGUAACAUUGCUUAUUAUUAAAUGUUACUUAAAGGACAAAUUAGUGUCUUAUUAUAUUCGUUCAGAAAAAAGGUGAAUAUUCGAGCGUUUUCCUCGGAGAUGCCUAUGAUCGCUGACGGUAGUAAUAGUACAGUCAAAAGUUUUAAUUUGUGACCCAUUUUGUACCUUGUUACAGUGAGGUCUAUAGCGACUAUCACAUUGAUUGUCACUGUGACAAGGUACAGUCGCCAUCAGAUAUAUCGGAGCGGCCGAGCUGCUCAAAAAUAUCUGAAUACGCACUCUAGCGCCUUGACAAUAGAGUCGUGUUCAGAUAUUCGUGAGCGCCUUGGCUGCUCCGAUAUAUCUGAUGGCGACUGUACGAAAUCGGUCAUAAUUUAUUUAAAAUUUAUCGUCAGUACUAUCUUUGGAUGAAAUUAAAAAGGAUAAUUUAAGCCUUUAAGCAGAUAUGAGUAUAAUAGCUUAUUAUUAAAUUUUCUGUUGAGCUAUUGACCAAAAUAAACGCUGAAAGUUUACAAAGAAAGGUUCUGCAAAAUAUCGACUAUUCUUUUGGUGUCUUGGUGUGAUGUCCUAUUCCUAUUGUUCUUUAGCGUUUCAUGUAUUUGACUGAAUAAAUAGAGCUUAAGAUUUACAUUAUAUUAUAAGUUUGAGAUCGUAAUAUUUUUAUAUGCUUUUGAACCUAAAACUUAAGAUAGAAUGUAAGUCAAUUAAUAUGAUAUUCGGCAAUAAACCUUUAGAAUGUGAUUUCUGAGAUAAAAAUAUAUAUUUAAAAAACGAAAAAGAUAUUUGGACAGUAUUUACGAACUCUAAGUAAAAGAGCACUAAGUAUAUCAAAAAAAUUAAAGAACUGUGGGAAGAAAAUAAGGAAAAUAAUAAUAAAAAAACAUAUUUUUCGUACUAAUAUUUAUGUGUUAUUAUUAUAUUAAGAUAAUGUAAGGCAGUUGAAGAUUUGUGAUUAUUAAAUGACAAUUAUAUAAGUUGUAUAACCACUGGAUUCUACGGGCAUUCGAACACAAGUGACAUAAUUAAUAAAUUAGGUACUGCGGUAAAUUCUUAUGAAAAACAUAUCAUAAAACUCUUUACAAAUUUCUAUGAGCUUCAUUAUCAUUAUAACAUUACAGUAAAUGAAAAGAUAUCUCAGUAAGUCAACAAACUGAAACUGGAAACAAAGUAUAUAAAUGUGUCUGUAAAUACUUAUAAUUUCCGGAUUUGUAUGUAGUUAAUGUAAUUAUACAACGCUUUUUUACUUUUGCAUUGGUUUCAAUAUUGAGAUUUAAUAUAGGCUCGGGAAAUUGAUUAUUCCACUAAUCCCAACAGGUCACUGAAAUUAUAUAUUAAUUAUUUUACUAAAAAUUCGGACUUAUUACCGGAAUACUGAAGUUGUUUUGUAUUUUUGGAGCGUCUGACGGAAUCCGGAUGACAUGUCAAUAAAUGCGUGUCUGAUUUGUGAGUAUUUUUUUCCAAUUUGUCGAAUUAAAAUGGUAAAAAUGGACAUACCAAAAAGAGAUACCAACAACGAGUUGCACUAUAUUUUUAAAUUUUGCUUGUUUAAAUGCGUUGUUAAAUUGCAAAGCUAUUACAAAUUCAUCGAUCAUUUUUAUGCAAUCUUUCUAAGGUAUUCUCUAAAAGCAAUGGCACUAAUAUUGUAUUAGGUAUUACAUUCGACCACUCAAUCUACAUUAUAAGAAAAUUAUUGUAAUAAGUUACCAAAGCAAUUUCGAUAAGUUAGAUUAUAGCUAGCUAUGAGAUAAGUGAAACUUGAUAUAUUAUUUUUAUAUGACGUGAUGGAUCCUUAAAAUAUAUGUUUGAAAGCGAGUCAGUACAUGCCAUGAUCUGCUUUAAUAUUGUAUUCAGUAUACUUAUCUCUAUUGAGACUCAAAUUAUAUUCUACUUAGUAGUCUUAACAUUGAAAUCUUAUGAUUCACAUAAAACGUGUGGCUUUAAAACUAAAAUGUCAAAAAUAUUAAUAGUGUUACGCCAUAAUAAUGCUAGAGUAAAAGAGAAUGUUUGCGGACUUCCAUUGGGGAUUAAAUAUAUUUUUUACAAAAUAC
This is a messenger RNA of Cydia fagiglandana, 4960 nucleotides long. RefSeq lists its product as uncharacterized. Bases 123 to 1379 code for a protein of 418 amino acids. Gene Ontology annotation, biological process: regulation of transcription by RNA polymerase II. The transcript has 6 exons. Gene Ontology annotation, cellular component: nucleus. The record is from RefSeq and is a predicted model, not a curated record. Gene Ontology annotation, molecular function: protein binding. NCBI's taxonomy places the organism in Eukaryota, Metazoa, Arthropoda, Insecta, Lepidoptera, Tortricidae.